Molecule: messenger RNA, 675 nt
Organism: Acanthosepion pharaonis
Lineage: Eukaryota; Metazoa; Mollusca; Cephalopoda; Sepiida; Sepiidae
Source: the annotation of a GenBank genome assembly
AUGGGACUGCCUUUUGACUUUCCCGUGUUGAACUUAUACACGCCUAUCGGCUCCGAAUGGCAAUUUUUUGAAUACGCGGGAGACGCAAAGUUAAUAUCUAUCUAUCUAUCUAUCUAUCUAUCUAUCUAUCUAUUUAUCUAUCUAUCUAUCUAUCUAAAUCUUUCUCCAACAACGAAAUCUUCCGUGACUGGAAGUAAAUUAAUUAAUGAAAAUAGCAGAAAGAUGUUCUGGUUGAUUACUCACUCACUAACUCAUUCUAUCUAUCUAUCUAUCUAUUUUUUCUAUCUAUCUAUUUCUGAUUUAUCUAUCAAUCUAAUUUGUUCAUAUCUAUCUAUCUAUCUAUCUAUCUAUCUAUCUAUCUAUCUAUCUAUGUCUGUUCAUGUUGUGAACAAAUAUCUAUCUAUCUAUCUAUCUAUCUAUCUAUCUAUCUAUCAUUGUUGUUUUCAUGUCAAAAAUAUAAAUGAAAAAUAUGGCCCAGCAAACUUUCUAUCUAUGUCUAUUCAUAACUAUGUUCCGAUAUAUCACUCUCUCUAUCUUUCUCAAUCUGUUCAUAUCUAUCUAUCUAUCUAUCUAUCUAUCUAUCUAUCUAUCUAUCUAUCUAUCGCAGUCUGUUCCUAUCUAUCUAUCUAUCUAUCUAUCUAUCUGAGGCGGCGUCUAUAUCAAGGUAGUAGUUAA